AUGCUUUGGUCUGGUGGUGCAGAAAAACUCUCUCUACAGUCGUGGAUACAGUGGAAAACAUCUUUCCAACAUCAAAUGACUCUCUUUCCUGUGUUAAACCCCUCUAUCGUGUUAUCUGAUACCCAUUGGAUUACGUUAUUCCGCCAAGCCCUUGGAUCAGAAGGACAACGUCAUUUUGACGCUAUGAACUUGAUGGCUAAGACCACUAUUGUGCACGUGAUCCAGUUGUUUGAGGAAUUGUGGGGAAUCCAACAAAGUGUGUUUUCCGCUCGUUAUCAGUUUUUCAAGCUACAGCAACGAUGCGGAGAAGGUGUAAAUGAUUUCAUUGCCCGCAUUCAUCAAGCUACACCGGAAUGCCGGUACAAUACCAUUCCCUCAAGUCGGUUUGAAGAAGUCAUGAAAAUCCAGUGCCUAAUUGGUGGAGUUACAGAUGAUGGUGCGAGGGAAAAAUUAUUGUCACAGGAGGAAGAAACCCUUUCCUGGGAAAUGGCGUGUAACCUUGUACGUCAAAGGGAAAACCUAAAAUCCCAACUAUCCACUUUCGACCCUCCUCAGCCUGUGGAAUGUGUAAACAAACUGUCACCACGGUUAUCCUUUGAAAACAGGGUACGGAAGUUCGUCUGCUACCGAUGCGGGGAUCAGCACACUUCUUCCACCCAGUGUCCUCAUACUCGCACAAAGUGCAUAAAUUGCGGAAAACUUGGCCACCUGGCACGUGUUUGCCGUUCCCCACGGUCACAAGUCUCGAUCAAAUCAUCGAACUCCGACGACGAUGAGUGCCCAGAUUCCCAGCUAAAUUUUAUGAACCAUAUAAUUUCAAACUGCUCAGUUAUGACGAAAGUGUCUCCAUAUAGGAUCAAGCUUCAUGUUAAUAACGAACCUGUUUUAUUUGAAUUGGACGCUGGUUCCGCGGUGACAUUGAUUAGUAAAAACGCGCUCUCAUCGUUACCCGACCUGGAACCGACUGAUACCGUUUUUAGAACCUAUACAGGAGAAGUGAUUGAUUUACUUGGGAAGUGUCAGGUACGAGUGCAGCAUCAGGGUAGAUCACACAGUCUGGUACUUCAUGUCGUGCCUCAGGCUCCAGUUAAUUUGCUUGGUCGCGAUUGGAUGAAAAUGUUACCACAAGUACUAAAUACUAUCCACUCCGUGGGGGAGGAUACCUUUGAAUCGGUCUUUAAACGAUAUCCAGAAGUGUUUGACGAACAGCAAUUGGGCAGACUCAAUAAUUUUAAAGCAAAAGUCCAUAUGUCAGACUCGAGUAAACCAAAAUUCUUUAAGGCCAGAACACUGCCCUAUUCCUUACGAUCUAGAGUGGAAGACGAGCUGAAAAGGCUUCAAAGAGAAGGUAUAAUUGUACCAGUCCAACAAGCUGAAUGGGCGGCCCCGAUAGUGCCUGUACUUAAGCCCGACGGUAACGUACGAAACUGUGGUGAUUAUAAGCUUACAGUAAAUCGAGGUGCCAUCAUAGACCGUUAUCGAUUACCGAAAACUGAGGAUUUGUAUGCCAACUUGUCUGGAGGAGUCAAGUUCACUAAAUUGGAUUUGAGUCACGCCUAUUCGCAGGUAGAGUUGGAUGAGACCUCCCGACGUCUUACGACGAUCAGUACACAUUUGGGGCUAUUCGAAUACACUAGACUGCCUUUCGGAAUUAACUCAGCGCCGGCGAUCUUCCAAAGGAUAAUUGACAAUAUCGUGCUUGACAUACCGAACACUUGCGCAUAUCUCGAUGAUAUCCUUAUCACGGGUCGCACAAAAAAGGAGCACUUGUACACGUUGGACCGGGUGUCGCAUAAACUCUCUGAACACUAUUUGCGUUUGAAACGCUCCAAAUGUGUUUUCCUAGUUGAUUCAGUUGACUACCUCGGUUAUAGACUGGACAAGCAUGGUUUACACGCGCGGAAAGAUAAAUUACAACCCAUUAUUUCUGCACCCUCACCUCGUAACGGAGUCCAGUUACGCUCGUUCGUUAGAAUGCUUUCACAUCAUCGUCGUUUCCCACCUAAUCUUGCUUCUGUUCUAGCACCAAUUCACAAAUUGCUGAAAAAAGAUUCUAAGUGGGCAUGGGACGAGGAAGAGCAACAAGCAUUGGACAGGGCAAAAGGUCUCCUUGAUUCUUCACCAGUCUUGGUACAUUACGACCCCAACAAAACCCUCAUCCUACAGUGUGCUGCUUCACCUUUUGGAGUCGGGGCAGUGCUGGGACAUAAAGUCCACGACGGAGCAGUUCGCCCUAUUGCUUUCGCGUCCCGCACAUUACAAUCUGCUGAGAAAAAUUACGCACAAUUAGACAAGGAAGCACUGGCCGUAGUAUUCGGAGUAAAGCGGUUCCAUCAGUACUUGUGGGGCAACCAGUUUGAGAUACAGACUGACCAUAAACCACUGUUAUCACUUCUCGGGAAGGAACGAGGCAUAGAACAACUUAACGCACCCCGAAUGGUACGCUGGGCCCUCCUACUUUCUGCUUACAAUUAUCGAAUCCGAUACAUUGCCGGUCCUCACAAUAAUGUCGCUGACGCGCUCAGUAGAUUGCCACAGAUUGACCAACAGGAGGAAAGAAGUGACGCGCCCUACGAGUUUGUUCAACUUUUGCAACCCCUGAAUACUACACCCAUAUCUGGCGACAUGGUUAGGAAAGCUACAGACAGAGAUCCCGUUCUAUCGACUGUGAAACGUAUGCUGCUGCGUGGCUGGGGUUCGCGAGCCCCUGGUGAUCUGCGUCCGUUUUUCAAUUGUAGAUUUGAGCUGAGCCUGCAUGAAGGAUGUAUCCUACGUGGAUCUCGCAUCGUUAUUCCAUUGACUCUCAGGUCAGCUGUACUGAAAGAAUUCCAUGAUGCACAUCCAAGUAUUGUCCGCAUGAAAGCCCUCGCCAGAUCCUACUGCUGGUGGCCAGCGAUUGACCGAGACAUCGAAGCACUUUUGAGUACUUGUAACACAUGCCAAAAAUAUCAAAGAGAUAAUCCAACAGGCCCAAUUCACCCUUGGCAGUUGCCCGACAGCCCAUGGGAACGUGUCCACGCCGAUUACUUUGGCCCGAUCGGAAGAAACAUGUUGCUACUUUUAGUAAUGGCGUACUCCAAAUGGAUUGAUGUACAUGUUUUUGCAAAAGCUACUGUAAAAGCUACAAUCAAUAACGUACGCUCUCUCCUAUCUACACAUAGCAUACCGAAAACAUUAGUCACUGACAACGGUCCGCAAUUUACGAGUGCAACGUUCAAAGAAUACCUGCAGAGCAACGGCGUUCAUCACAUGACUUCCGCACCGUACCAUCCAACGUCAAACGGUUUAGCUGAAAGAGCGGUCCAAACCGUGAAAGCUGGUCUUCUAAGGCAGCGUAAUGGCUCGUUACGAACCAAACUUGACCGAUUCUUGUUCGCAUAUCGGAUCACACUGCUAGAGUCUAUCGGAAAGAGCCCUGGGGAGGCAAUGUUUGGGCGUCGACUACGUACGAGGCUAGACCUACUUUUUCCAGACCCUCGUCAGACCAGGCGUUGCCAGCAACAACGUAUGCAUGAAAGUGAACGCGCACCAGUUAAGCCCCAGAAGUCGAUAGUGGAACGUGAUGUUUACACGAAACUACCACAUGAGCAGUUAUGGCAGCCUGACACCGUGCUUACGAGCCCAGAAACGGAGGCCUAA
Molecule: messenger RNA, 3639 nt
Organism: Dicrocoelium dendriticum
Lineage: Eukaryota; Metazoa; Platyhelminthes; Trematoda; Plagiorchiida; Dicrocoeliidae
Source: the annotation of a GenBank genome assembly